This is a messenger RNA of Marasmius oreades (fairy-ring Marasmius), 1398 nucleotides long. RefSeq lists its product as uncharacterized. The transcript has 7 exons. The coding region runs from base 160 to 1398 and encodes 412 amino acids. The record is from RefSeq and is a predicted model, not a curated record. Lineage: Eukaryota; Fungi; Basidiomycota; Agaricomycetes; Agaricales; Marasmiaceae. Gene Ontology annotation, biological process: maturation of SSU-rRNA from tricistronic rRNA transcript (SSU-rRNA, 5.8S rRNA, LSU-rRNA). Gene Ontology annotation, cellular component: small-subunit processome; nucleolus. Gene Ontology annotation, molecular function: protein binding.
UUUCGCAUCGACCAUGGUGGUUAGUACAUUCAUUGAGCAGAGCAGACCAAAAUCUCAUCCUCCAUCCAGAAAAUCUCACUCAUUCAACAUGAUAUCUCUUCUCACAUUCCGAGACGUCCUGGCGAUCCAACGCCGACAUCCCGAAAUCUCGAUCCAAACAUGCACCCUUUUGCCCGAGCUAGAGAACGAACGAGAGCUUUGAACGCCGCUAAAAUGGAUAGAAUCUUUGCAAAACCAUUCGUUGGCGCUUUGGAAGGACACGUGGAUGCUGUCGAGGUGUUAGCCAAGCAUCCCGACUCUGUGACGAAUAUUGCCAGUGGAAGCUGGGAUGGAGGAAUUCUCGUACAUCACUUAUCACAGCGUCAACAACUACUAAAACUACCACAAGCGCACAAAGGAAAGGUAUCUGGGCUUUGCUUCGCUGAUGAUUCCCGUCUAUUGAGUUGUGGCGUCGAUCGGAACGUGAAGAUAUGGAAAAUCGAUGGUGAUUCUGACCACCCACUCAGUGUUUUGCCUGGAAAGGCGGCUAUCAAUUCAAUAGAUCACCAAAGAUCCAGCCCUAUAUUCGCCACAGCCUCUAACCUUGUUCAUAUAUGGGAUGAAACCAAAACAGCUCCAAUAUCGAAUCUCACGUUUCCCGCCUCGACCGAAACCGUGACUGCCAUACGCUUCAAUCUAAGCGAGAGGUCGAUUCUAGCUAGUUUAGGCUCAGACCGGACGUUUGCACUCUAUGAUAUCCGGACCUCGAAACCCGAGCGUCGAGUCGUAAUGCAAAUGCGAGCAAAUUCUCUCUCUUGGUCGCCAACAAUGCCGACGUCGGUUCUUUUGGCUUCGGAGGAUCACAACCUAUACACCUUCGACAUUCGACAUCUUGCUGAACCUACCAUGAUCUAUAAAGGCCAUGUUGCAGCAGUGAUGAGCUGCGAUUGGUCCCCGACUGGGACAGAAUUUGUCUCCGGAGGUUGGGAUCGGACAGUGAGAAUAUGGCAGACAGGGCAAGGACACUCCCCAGAGGUAUACCAUACAAAAAGAAUGCAAAGAGUGACAGCGACUCUUGUGACAACGGACGCUCGAUUCGUCCUUUCUGGGUCCGACGAUGGGAACGUUCGAAUAUGGAAAACAAAGGCAUCUGAGAAGUUGGGCGUUGUCACCUCAAGAGAACGUGCCUCAAUGGAGUAUAGAAGCAGUCUGGUAAAUAGAUGGAAGGUCGACAAGGAGGUCGGAAAAAUUGCUCGCACACGACACUUGCCAAAACCUGUUUACUCUGCUUCCAAACUCAAGACCACGAUGCUUGAGGCAAGAAGGGUGAAGGAAGAGAGGCAGAGGAAGCACACAAGAAGUGGCGAGAGCAAGCCGAAGGCCGAGCGAAAGAAAGUUGUCUUGGUCGAACAAAGCUGA